AUGACGAGGUUUAGUUCCCGAUUGAGGCUGAAUUCUAUUUUUGUAGCCGCUUUAUCUCCAAUUUUCCCUCGAACAACUCCCCAGACCUAUUUAACCACCAGAUCACUGGCACAAACAGAACAUACUUGUGUCCAGAUUCCAAAAGACCCAGACACGACGAUCCAGUUCAUGUCCCAAACCCCCAACUCCAACUCCAACCUCACACCUACCACGCCUACCAUGACCACUCCCCGCCGCCUCCUCUUCAUAGCCUCAAUAGGCAACAAAGCCCCCUACCGCCAAACCCGGCACAGUGCCGGACACCUCCUCCUCGAUGCUGUGAAGCCUCUUCUCGCGCCCUCCCUCCCCAACACCGGCGCCUUCCACGAAACAUGGUACAGCCCAACCUACAUGAACGAAUCAGGGCCGAAACUAGUCCGGCAAUUGGAGCAGUGGGCGACGCGUCAGAACGAGCUCUGCACGAAAUUAUGUGGUCCAGCCGAGAACUCGUCCUCCACGCGCUACCCGACUACGCUUAUUAUUCUGCACGACGAAAUGGAAGCACCGCUGGGCAAGUUGCGGGUGAAGCGCGGGGGACCGGAGUCCUUUAGUCUGCGUGGUCAUCGUGGGCUGAUUAGUAUUUGUGAGACGUUGCGUGGGAAACAUCUUUUCCCUGCGAGGGGGAAGGCGACUGUUGAUUUGGAGAUUCUGCGCAUUGGUGUUGGGAUUGGGAGGCCGUCGUCGAGGGAGAAGGGGGCUGUUUCGGAUUAUGUUCUUGCGCCUGUGAGUGAGGCGGAGAUGAAGGCUUAUCGCGGGACGGCGGAGAGUGUGGUUCAGAUUAUCGGGGAGGAGUUGUAUAGGUGA
Molecule: messenger RNA, 843 nt
Organism: Penicillium olsonii
Lineage: Eukaryota; Fungi; Ascomycota; Eurotiomycetes; Eurotiales; Aspergillaceae
Source: the annotation of a GenBank genome assembly